AUGGCGGAACUUCCUACUACACCCACGAGGACAAGAAAUUACUACAGUUCAAUUCCAUCACCAAAGGCAGGAUCUUACUCUCCGGUACAAUACAAACGGCGAGACGCAAAUGCCAAAUCAUCUUCAUCUUCAGGGGCCAUUCCCUACGAUCGAGAUGAGGAGAAUUUAGGUUCAAACGAUUGUACAGCUGCAAAGUCUUUUGGUAGCAGCUGCUCUACACAUCUGACUUCUUUUUACAAAGAAAAUAUUCGGGAGCUUAAUCAACUGCAGGAUAUUCUUUUUCAGAAGAAAGCAAUGUUGGAUUCUUUAAAUGACGAGUUAAGUGAGUGUAGAUUGAAAUAUAAUAACGCAGAGUCUAAAUGGGAAACCUUACGUGAAGAGAAAGCCUCAAAAAUUCGGCAAUUACAAUUAAAAUCAAAUGAGUUGAUAAAACUCAAACAGGAACAAAGUAUUCAGAGGGCGUUUGUGACACAAGGACACGAGCUCAAUUUGCAGCAGCUUAAGGCUAAAAAUGAAGCAGAAGUUAACAAAAGAGCUAACGAAUAUCGCGAGACAGUAGAAAUGCUAAGGUAUUCCAAGAUCAGAAAAUUCCAACAAGACAGGGACGCAUUAUUGGAUAGAGUUGAAGGCAUACGAAAUGCGAUCUUAACAAAUAAUAAUACUCUGCAGGAUAUGUUGAAGCAAAAGGAUAUGAAGCACUGUAUCUCAAAAGAAAAAUGGCUCGAGCAAUAUCAGGAGAAAUGGAAAGAGAACGUCAAAAUAAAUGAAGCCUAUAGCAGCAAAAAUGAUACUCUCAAUGUUGAAAUAAUUGAAUCACUUAAGCCAGAAGUUGGAAAGAAAAGAAGAAAGCUAGAGGAACUAACAAUUGAGCAAGAUAAUUUAAGCAAGAGUUUAGAAAUAAAUAAAAUGGCGAAUGUUCGUUUGAAUGACGAAGUGGUUUCAAAGAUAGACGAUAUUGACAAACUACAACAAGAAAAAGAGCAACUGCAAGAAUACAUCAAAAAUACUGAAGUAGAGCUACAGCAGAUACAUGAAAUACUAAUGAAAGAAGAAUCAAUGAGAAGAAGCUUACAUAAUGAAUUACAAGAGCUUCGUGGAAAUAUCAGAGUUUUUUGCCGAGUACGACCUGCAUUGAGUCAUGAGAAUUCCAGAUCAGAAAACAUAUGUGUCCGUCGAUUUGAUGAUAGCGCUGGUACGCAAACAAUCGAUAUACAAAAAGAAAAAAGAGGCUCAGCUCCAUAUACUUUUAAGUUUGAUCGUAUUUUUGAUCAAAGCGAAACUAAUAACGAUGUUUUUGAGGAGAUAUGUCAGUUGAUUCAAAGCUCUUUAGAUGGAUACAAUGUUUGCAUAUUUGCAUACGGUCAAACAGGCUCAGGAAAGACCUAUACGAUGCUGAAUCCAAGGGAUGGUAUAAUUCCAUCAACUAUAGCCCAUAUUUUCAAUUGGAUCGAUGCGCUGAAGGAGCGAGGUUGGCAGUACGAAAUCAGCUGCCAAUUCGUAGAAAUAUACAACGACGUAAUUGCUGAUCUCUUGAGGAACGAGAAUAGCGUUGAAAAUGGCCAAGAAGAUGGCCACAGAAACGUAAGACAUGAAAUUAGACACGAUCAGGAAAACAAGACUACUAUAAUAACGAACGUCACGAGUUGUCAACUACAGAAACCGGAAUCUGUGGAGGGGCUACUGAGGAAAGCAAACAAGUUGAGAUCGACCGCGUCAACGGCAGCUAAUGACCGAUCCUCUCGCUCACACAGCAUCUUCAUUAUUCAUUUAAAUGGUGUGAAUAAGAUAAGCGGAGAGGAAUCGAGUGGCGUUUUAAAUCUGGUUGAUCUUGCUGGGUCCGAAAGAAUAAAUACAUCUCAAGUUGUCGGCGAACGUUUGAGGGAAACACAAAAUAUAAACAAGUCAUUAAGUUGUUUGGGAGAUGUUAUCCAUGCUCUUGGUAGCCCCGAUGCUUCCAAGAGACACAUACCUUUUCGAAAUUCCAAACUGACGUACUUGCUAAAAUUUUCGCUCAUGGGGAACUCCAAAACGUUGAUGUUUGUAAACAUAUCUGCCUGCUCCGAAAACAUCAAUGAAAAUAUCAAUUCGCUACGGUUUGCAUCAAAAGUCAAUUCCACAAGAUUAGUUACAAGAAAAAUUGAUGACCAGUAA
Zygotorulaspora mrakii is the source of this 2151-nucleotide messenger RNA. It is a transcript of the gene KAR3, whose product is annotated as Kar3p. The record is from RefSeq and is a predicted model, not a curated record. Gene Ontology annotation, molecular function: microtubule binding; ATP binding; microtubule motor activity. The transcript has a single exon. NCBI's taxonomy places the organism in Eukaryota, Fungi, Ascomycota, Saccharomycetes, Saccharomycetales, Saccharomycetaceae. Bases 1 to 2151 code for a protein of 716 amino acids. Gene Ontology annotation, biological process: microtubule-based movement.